CCAAGUGCGUGUUGAUGGCAGUCGGACGUACACGGUUCAUUACACACCCGCUGUACCAAACAAAGUCUGAUACACCACAAGUGGAAUUGAAAUUGGCGACUUACUGGUCAUCGGAAUCUGCUUUCCAAGUGAUGGCUAUUACUCCAUCGAAGUUAUCCAGCCAUACCAACUCGACAUGGACGCUCUGGUCUCCGUCGGUUCGCGGGACGAGCUUGAGAAGUCUGACAGUUACGACGGCAAGAAGUUCUACUUCGACUCCACAACAAACAUGCUGUGGUACAAAUUUGUCAACACUGAGUCCCGGUCCCCGACAGAAUUACGAGACUGCAAUGGUGGUCAAUCUGGGCCCCGUGCAGAUCGACAAUACACAAAUAUCAUCGAACUGGAACGGAGACCCUCCAUCUAAUUGGGGUGCAGGUUCCUCUUGGCCAUUUGUGGACCGGGUGGCCAUCAGUGGUGGAUGGGGAGAUUGGAGUGUUUGGUCCGAGUGCUCCAGAACUUGUGGAGCAGGCGGAAGUCAGUACAGGCGCUGUGACAACCCACAUCCGGCGAAUGGCGGAGUGUCUUGCGAAGACGAUUUCCUCCAGAGGGAAGACUGCAAUACGCAUGCGUGCACAUAAAAUUGAGAAUGUUCUAACGCGUAUAAUGUGUUUAAAGUUUUAAAAACAAAUGUUUGUAAUAAAGCAUAAUGCAUUUUAUCAAUAUCAUUUAUUUUUACAAUAAA
Molecule: messenger RNA, 724 nt
Organism: Mya arenaria
Lineage: Eukaryota; Metazoa; Mollusca; Bivalvia; Myida; Myidae
Product: coadhesin-like
Exons: 6
Coding region: 15-620 (201 amino acids)
Source: RefSeq, a predicted model, not a curated record